ACUCAAGACUCCUCUCUCCUUCUCUCCAUCUACCAAGCUCAAAAUGCAACUCAAAUACCUCCUCCUCGCGCUAACAGCGCAAACAACCCUCGCAGCCACCCUCGAAACUUUCACCCUCGAUGACGGCACCACCAUCGAAGCCGACCCUUCCACCGUGAUCGCCGCCCACAGCCCCGACGAAAGGGAUACCUCGCGCGGCGUCGGCUCCACCCCCGCAGGCGCAAAGAUGCUGCUUGCCCGCGCGUGCUCGGACCCCAACUACCCCGUCGGCUGCCAGGACGGCAACCUCUGCUGCCAACAUGAUGAUAGGUGCUGCGAGAACCGUUCGUGCAUUGACCCGGACUAUCACAAUUGCUGCCUGUAUGGAUACUAUUGUGACAAGCCGUAUCGGUGUGUGCGGUAUCAGAAUGGGAAUAUUGGUUGUCGGCGGUAGGGUGGUGUCGAUAUGGGACGCCAAGACGGUGGGCUCUCGCCUGUGACCCGGUUCUCCACUGCAUCUAUUGUUUUGCCGGUCCUUGAACCUAUUCUGUGCGAAGUUAACGUCCUAUGGGAUACAUCACACGGGAUGUUGAGAUGGCUGGCAUCGCCGGCCUAUGUGUGUCCCAAGGAACAGUGUAUUAGUGGAGGGUAGACAGGGUAAUACGAAAUGUCAGAUAGAUAUAUCUAUGACUUCGAUAGAAUAGACUCUGAUGUCUGUCACCGCGGCAUGCGGUUCGAAUAUAAGAGCCAAUCGACUUCAUAUCCUGUCUAAUAUUGAGGAAUAUAUAAAAUCUUAGUUCAACUUCACACAAUCGCCGCCCCUGCGUAGUGUACCCCGCAAAUCACCAUUACCCGACUGAAUCUUCAUUUUCGAUGUGACUGAGCUGCUUGGAAGCACAAGUUAGGAGAGUAAGGACUUUUUGUGCCUCGAACACAGCGUAAAUCCGAGUUCUCCGCACUGACUGACGGCUUGACCGUACGAAGGGUCGCGAGAAUCUCGCUCGCGCUGUUCCCUCACUCACAUACUGCGAAGAUCAAGGGGCUCGGAGAUUCUUUAGCCCUAACAGAGCAGCACUGAAGAAAUGAUUCGAGCAUGAACUCUGUUGGAAGACCAAAUACCGUGAUUAAGCGCCAUCUCGCCAUGCCCAGGUACAUCGCCGACACCAGGUCUGCCUGACAGACUCCAGAGGCACGUGGAAUGCGAUCUACAAACAGACUGACAGUUUCGGCUCGACGCCCGCGUCCCACUGGUUGUGGGGUUGGAAGUAGAGAAGAUGGCGAUUCCAGCAUCAGGUCGAAGUCUCCAGGGUAACGAUAUUCUCAUGAUGUAUGCCCUGGGAGCGGGCAAUGCUUGAGAUUAAAUUACGAGAGGUCACCAGCCUCGCUACUCCCAAGACUGUUUGUCGUGAGAAAACAACCAAGAUAAGUAGAUAAGUAUUUACUGACGUAGAUAAGCAGACUCUCGGAGCCGACAAUCUACCGAGGGCCGGGCCCGUAACGGUCUUGUGAGCACUGGGUCC
Aspergillus calidoustus is the source of this 1499-nucleotide messenger RNA. The record is from the annotation of a GenBank genome assembly. NCBI's taxonomy places the organism in Eukaryota, Fungi, Ascomycota, Eurotiomycetes, Eurotiales, Aspergillaceae.